Molecule: messenger RNA, 2701 nt
Organism: Closterium sp. NIES-65
Lineage: Eukaryota; Viridiplantae; Streptophyta; Zygnematophyceae; Desmidiales; Closteriaceae
Source: the annotation of a GenBank genome assembly
GACGCCCUCCUGGCCCGCCCACAGAGACGCCCUCCUGGCGCGGCCUGAAAGCGAGGCACUGCUGCGGUCAAUCUGCGAGCGAGAGAGGCUCUCCAUGGCUGUCAUUGGAACCAUCAGUGGUUCCGGCAAGGUGGUUCUAUUCGACUCCAGGGAGCAGCAGAAGGCGGCAGCGGCAGGCCACGCCCCUCCCCUCCCAGCAGUGGACCUCGAUCUCGACAAGGUGCUGGGCGACAUGCCCAGCAAGCGAUUUGACUUCGUACGGAGCACGGAUGAAAGGGAGCCUCUGGAGCUGCCUCCAGCGCUGACCGUGGCAGAGGCGCUCAAGAGGGUGCUCAGGCUGCCUUCCGUUGCAUCCAAGCGCUUCCUCACCACCAAGGUGGAUCGCUGUGUCACGGGCCUCGUGGCGCAGCAGCAGACCGUGGGCCCGCUGCAGAUCACCCUUGCUGACGUGGCAGUCAUUGCUCAGACCCAUACAGGCAUCACGGGAGCAGCAUGCGCCAUCGGGGAGCAGCCAAUCAAGGGCCUCAUCAAUCCAGCAGCCAUGGCGCGCAUGGCAAUAGGGGAGGCUCUCACCAACCUUGUGUGGGCCAAGGUCACAGCGCUGGAGGACGUGAAGGCGAGUGGCAACUGGAUGUAUGCAGCCAAGAUGGGCGGCGAGGGGGCAGCCAUGUACGACGCUGCAGUGGCGCUCAAAGAGGCGAUGCUGGAACUGGGAAUUGCGGUUGACGGGGGCAAAGACAGCCUGUCUAUGGCAGCUACGGCGGGGGGAGAGACAGUGAUGGCGCCUGGGAACCUGGUGCUGAGCGCGUAUGUCACGUGCCCAGAUAUCACCCUCACUGUCACGCCCGACCUCAAGCUCCCAGGCGAAGGUGUGUUGAUCCAUGUGGACCUGAGCGGAGGCAGCAGGCGCGUGGGUGGGUCGGCCCUCGCCCACGUGUACGACCAGAUAGGCGAUGAGUCACCGGAUGCUGAUGUGGCGCUGCUCAAACGUGGCUUCAAUGCCGUGCAGGAUCUGAUUGGUCGGCGUCUGGUCUCCUCAGGGCACGACGUGAGCGACGGCGGCAUCAUCACAGCCAUUCUCGAGAUGGCCUUCGCAGGCAACACGGGGGUCACUGUCGACCUGCCCUCGCCUGCUGCUGACACACACGAAGGGGAAGAGGAGGAGGAGGUGGAUGUGUUUGGGGCGCUCUUUGCGGAGGAGCUGGGGCUCGUCAUCGAGGUGGCGCCGGCCAAUCAGGACGAAGUACUGCGCACGCUCUCCGCCGCCCAGGUUCCCGCCACCGUCAUUGGCCAAGUCACAUCCCCCUCCUCCUCCGCUCCUGCCUCUCCACCGCUCCUCUCGGUGGCGGUUGCGGGGGUGCCGGUGCUAGAGGGGGAGUCGAUGCCAGCCUGGCGGGACGUGUGGGAGGAGUCGUCCUUUCUGCUGGAGCAGAUGCAGCGAACCGAGACGUGUGCUGUGGCUGAGAUGGAGGGGCUGAAGCACCGCAAGGAGCCCUCGUGGAAGCUUCCUUUCACCCCGAGCAGGACUGCACAUGAGCUCAUGACCGCCACCACGAAGCCCAAAGUGGCUGUCCUGAGGGAGGAGGGCAGCAAUGGCGACCGGGAGAUGGCAGCAGCGGUGUGGGCAGCGGGCAUGGAGCCUUGGGAUGUGACUGUAUCGGAUCUGCUUCAAGGGCGGGCUCGGCUGGACGAGUUCAGGGGAAUCAUCUUUGUGGGCGGUUUCAGCUACGCGGACGUGCUGGACUCAGCCAAGGGGUGGGCGGCGGCGAUCCGGUUCAACGCGGGGCUUAAAGCCCAGUUCGACGCGUUCUACCAGCGGGAAGACACGUGGAGCCUGGGCGUGUGCAAUGGGUGCCAGCUCAUGGCGCUGCUGGGAUGGGUGCCUGGCCCAGACGUGGGCGGAGUGAUGGGCGAGGGAGGAGACGCAGCGCAGCCGCGCUUUGUGCACAACGAGUCGGGGCGCUUUGAGUGCCGCUUCUCCACCGUUCAGAUCGAGGAGUCUCCUGCUGUCAUGCUCAGAUCGAGGAGUCGCCGGCUGUCAUGCUCAGGUGAGGGGGGUCUGCUGUUGUCAUGCUCAGUAAAGCCCUGGCUACUGUUCAACCUUUCUUCACUCCUGCCCGAUCAAUCUGCACCUCAUUCAACUCUUCUGCAAACCCUUGCGCCUCCUAUCCAAGUACCUCCCACCCUCUUGACACCUCCUCCGCUGUUCACACUCCCCACCCUGUUAACAACUGCCCUGCCCACUUCGUUUCCUCUCUCCAUCUCCUCUCCCCCCUCCGUUACUGCUGCCGCUUCUCACCCUCUCCUCCCGUACUUCUCCCAUCCUGUCAGGGGCAUGGAGGGCACGAGGGUGGGCAUCUGGGUGGCACACGGGGAGGGCCGAGCGCUCUUCCCCUCGGAAUCCCUCUUCCAAUCCGUCCUCUCCUCCAACCUUGCUCCCAUCCGCUACUGCGACGACGACGGCGCCCCCACCGAGGCGUACCCGUUCAACCCCAACGGGUCCCCCGCGGGGAUAGCCGCGCUGUGCUCUCCCAAUGGAAGGCAUCUGGCGAUGAUGCCGCAUCCGGAGAGGUGUUAUUUGAUGUGGCAGCUGCCGUGGGCGCCCAAGGAGUGGCGGGAGGGCAUGGAUGCGAGUGGGCCUAGCCCGUGGCUGAAGCUGUUUCAGAACGCGCGGGAGUGGUGCGCGGAGCAUCCUCAGUAG